Molecule: messenger RNA, 1506 nt
Organism: Sinocyclocheilus grahami
Lineage: Eukaryota; Metazoa; Chordata; Actinopteri; Cypriniformes; Cyprinidae
Product: nidogen-1-like
Exons: 8
Biological process (GO): canonical Wnt signaling pathway
Cellular component (GO): plasma membrane
Molecular function (GO): Wnt receptor activity; Wnt-protein binding
Source: RefSeq, a predicted model, not a curated record
AUCGUGAGCAGACGGCGUGUGAGCGUCACAGAGAAGCAGCCCAGGCCUCGUCCUCUUCCUCGGGUGGAUUCUUCUUCCGUCCGCGUCCGGCCGUCGGUCAGUACGUGCCCAGCUGUGACGCUUACGGUGCUUACGAACCCCUGCAGUGUCACGCCAGCGUGGCUCAGUGCUGGUGCGUCGACUCGUCAGGACAGGAGCUUCCCGGAUCCAGAGCCCAACCGAGCAGCAGACCCAUGUGUCUUGAUCACAAUGUGGCUCCGCCCCUCAUUGGCCCCACCCCCAGAGCCGACAUCAGUCCUCUGACUCCUGGAGCAAGCCUCUUAUUCACUCAAAGCGGCAGGAUCGACCACAUCCCGCUGGACGGCAACCGGAUGAUGAAAGACGAGGCGAAGACCGUUCUGCACGAACCUGGUAAAGUGCUGAUCGCGGUGGCGUUCGACUGCGUGGAGCAGAUGAUCUACUGGUCUGAUAUCACACAACCCUCCAUCAGCAGAGCCAAGCUACAGGGAGGAGAAACCUCUGUCCUCAUCAGCAGAGAUCUGGGCAGUCCUGAGGGAAUCGCCAUCGAUCACAUGUCCAGAAACAUGUACUGGACCGACUCCGUACUGGACCGCAUCGAGGUGUCCCGAUUGGACGGAAGUCAGAGGCGUGUCCUCUUUGACGAUGACCUCACCAACCCACGACCAAUCAUCGCUGACCCCGCCUUCGGAGACCUGUUCUGGUCCGACUGGAACCGUGACGGGCCCAAGAUCGAGCGCUCCGGUUUGGACGGCAGCGACAGGACGGUGCUGGUGCGGGACGGGCUGGGGCUGCCUAACGCUUUGACCUUUGACCCCCAGAGCAGGCGGCUCUGCUGGGCGGACGCAGGAACCGGUCAGGUGGAGUGUGUCGAUCCGGUCUCUCGUCUCAGGAGGAAACUGACCGAAGGGAUUCAGUAUCCCUUCUCCAUCGUGUCUUACGGCAGAAACCUCUACUACACCGACUGGAGGAGGGAAGCAGUGGUUGCUAUGGACCGUCAUGAUGGGAUGGAGGUGGAGGAGUUUCUUCCUCAGAGACGUUCACGUACAUACGGCAUCGCUAUCACUUACCCACAAUGCCCUGCAGGCGAGAACUACUGCUCUCGUGAUAACGGAGGCUGCUCUCAUCUCUGUCUGCCGCGGCCGGGCGGAUUCACCUGCCGCUGUCCCGACGCCAGAGACGGCUCGUGUGUCGAGCGGGACGAGAAUUUCUGAGGUUCCGUGAGACUGAGAGACACUGAGAACCGAGGAGGGAAUGAUUUGUGUUCCUUAUGGCUCGGGUGGAGACAGUCAAUACAGUAGGGAUGCACUCGAUAUAUUCAUAUCGCAUCUGCCACUAUCAGUGUCCGUCGUCAUUGUGUCAGUCCGAUGAGGCUGAUAAUAGACACAAGAUAAUAUCAGGGAUUCACUUUUCUCAAAGUCUUUCGAAAGUACUGAAGAGUUCCGUGUGGAAGCUUGUUUUCGUCACAGGAUAAAACAUUUGAAAGGU